AUGUCCAUGUCCGAGGAAACAACGCGGCCGACAUUUCCCUGGCGCAAACGAGGUCUCGUCUCCUACGGGCUACCCUUCCCAGAGCUUGUGUCGCGCCAUGUCAACCGACUGCACAAGGAACGCGUCUUUAUUGUCGUUUCAGGCUCCCUGGCCCAACAUACGGACUGUCUCUCGAGGCUCGAGAAGGCGCUGGGAUCGAAAAUCGUGGCCAAGCAGAUUGGGUUUCCCAGUCAUACGCCGUGGACUCAUGUUCUGGAAUUAGCAAGAGAAAUCAAAAACUCCGCCGCUGAUAUCGUGGUGACAUUGGGCGGCGGCUCAAUCACGGACGGUGUCAAGCUCGCUGGACUCAGUCUCGCCAAUGAUCUCAAGACUCUCGAAGAGCUAGGCGCCAUGAGUGACAAGCUCAAGGCGGUGAUGCUGCACGAUAUCGACUACAAGUACAACACGUCAACGGACCCGCCGGAUGUCAAGGCUCCGCCUUUCACGAUGAUCAAUGUCCCUACGACGCUCUCUGCGGGAGAGUACUCACCUUACGCAGGUGGCAUAGAUGCAACGGACGGUGUUAAGAAGAUAUUCGUGCUACAAGGUUUAUUCGCUGAUGUGGUGAUUCUUGACCCGGAGCUUGCUCAAAACGCGCCCGAGUGGGUGUGGAUGAGCUCUGGUGUACGAUCUAUUGACCACUGCGUCGAGUUGCUGGCUUCAUUGAACCCCGAUAUCGAAGUCGAGACGGAGAAUGCAGCAAAGAAAGGACUGGUGCUGGUUGCGAGGGGCUUGUUGAAAUUGAGAAGAGAUCCGAAAGAUUUACAAGCGAGGUUGGAUACGCAGUUUGGAUCGAAUUAUGCUAUGGACGGUCUCUGCAGGGGCGUCCAUCUCGGUGGUUCACACGCAAUCGGCCACGAGCUCGGCACUAUGAAUGUCGCUCACGGACACACCUCAUGCGUUCUAUGCCCGACCGUGAUGAAGUAUAACGCAGUCGUCAACGCGAGUCGCCAGCAACUUGCGCUUGACGCCUUGUGGUCUGAUGCGUAUAUUCGUCAGAUCCUCGAAUCUCGUGGACUGAGGCAAUCAAAGGCCGACCUAGGAGACGUCCUUGAUGGUUUAUUCCGUGAUUUUGGCAUGCCCAGAACGCUAAAAGAAGUAGGUGUCGAAGGCGAGGAGACAUUGCAGCUACUGGCAGAGAGAAGCUUGGAGGAUAUGUGGUGCAGAACAAAUCCUGUACCACUCACAACAACGGCACAGAUCUUGGAGGUUCUAAGGACUGUGGAGCGAUGA
This is a messenger RNA of Exophiala aquamarina CBS 119918, 1272 nucleotides long. RefSeq lists its product as uncharacterized. Gene Ontology annotation, cellular component: mitochondrion. Lineage: Eukaryota; Fungi; Ascomycota; Eurotiomycetes; Chaetothyriales; Herpotrichiellaceae. The record is from RefSeq and is a predicted model, not a curated record. The coding region runs from base 1 to 1272 and encodes 423 amino acids. Gene Ontology annotation, molecular function: metal ion binding; alcohol dehydrogenase (NAD+) activity. The transcript has 3 exons.